This is a messenger RNA of Capsicum annuum, 800 nucleotides long. Its product is annotated as 40S ribosomal protein S15a-1. The record is from RefSeq and is a predicted model, not a curated record. Gene Ontology annotation, molecular function: structural constituent of ribosome. Gene Ontology annotation, cellular component: ribosome; cytosolic small ribosomal subunit. Gene Ontology annotation, biological process: translation. The coding region runs from base 269 to 661 and encodes 130 amino acids. The transcript is spliced from 4 exons. Lineage: Eukaryota; Viridiplantae; Streptophyta; Magnoliopsida; Solanales; Solanaceae.
CUUAUAUUUGCCAUGUCUAGUGUGUAGUUUUUCCCCAUCAAAAUGCCAAAUGGGUAUAUUCGGCAUUUCAUCCCAAGUUAAAACAUAUUGGGCUUGGCCCAAGUGAGAACUCCCCAACAACGAAACCUAAAACCCUAAGUUUAUGUACCGCAAUUAACAAACCAGAGUUUCAGAUUUCCGCCUGUUUGCUCUUCACUCUUUCCGCAGCAAGCAAACUCCUUGUAAUCUCUUUCUCUGCUUAGCCUAAUCAAACUUUUGAUAAGAAAAGAUGGUCAGAGUUAGUGUGCUGAAUGAUGCUCUCAAGAGCAUGUACAAUGCUGAAAAGAGGGGAAAGCGUCAGGUCAUGAUUAGACCUUCAUCAAAAGUCAUCAUCAAGUUCCUUAUUGUUAUGCAGAAGCAUGGUUACAUCGGAGAAUUCGAGUACGUCGAUGAUCAUAGGUCAGGAAAGAUUGUUGUUGAACUGAAUGGAAGGCUUAACAAAUGUGGUGUCAUUAGUCCUCGUUUCGAUGUUGGAGUUAAGGAGAUUGAAGGAUGGACGGCUAGAUUGCUCCCUUCCCGACAGUUUGGGUACAUUGUGCUGACUACCUCAGCUGGUAUCAUGGACCAUGAAGAGGCUAGGAGAAAGAAUGUUGGUGGAAAAGUUCUUGGUUUCUUUUAUUGAUGUGACAAGGAUGAAAACUUUGGUUUUGCUGUUUGUUGCCUCUUUAUUUCCAGCCUUUUUUGUUUUUUCCGUUCCCAUCAAAUUGUAGUAAGGAUUUUAUUGAGAAUUUUGAGACAAUUAUCAGAUUUUUGUUGAAGAA